AUGACAAAGCUAGAAAAUACAAAUAAGUCACGUUCAGAUCUUCUGCCCUCAAAUGACAUAUACAAUAUGAACAAUAAUAACGAAACAAAAGGUUCGUUGCACUCACACUCCGAAACAACCAAGAUUUUACAGGAUUCUAAUAUAGAUGAGCAUGAAGAUAUAAAUUCAAUUUUUGGCAAUAAUGAUAGUUACGAAAAUGAAACUAUGUCACAUGUCAAUACAAAUGCAUCAGACAGCAAUUAUAUGAUGGAGUUAGGUGAUGUUUCAGAUCAAUCUUCAGAUAAAAGUAAUAAAAAUCUAAACAAUAAAAUAGACGAGUUGGAUGAAAAUUCUCCUCCUCACUCAAGAUUCACACGUAAUGAUAAAAUUAUGCUUAUAGCUCAAUGUGCUUUUACAGGGUUUUUUUCAAGUAUUGCAGGUGCAAUUUACUAUCCGGUUUUAACACUGAUCGAAGGCCUUUUCAAAAUUACUGAAGAACAAGCUAAUAUCAGCGUCGUCGUCUAUUUUAUUUUCCAAGGUAUUGCUCCAAUUAUCGUCGGUAAUUUAGCGGAUACAAACGGAAGACGGCCAUUGAUCUUGAGUUGUCUAUUAAUUUAUUUCUGUGCAUGCGUAGGUCUAGCCAGUUGUAACACAUACGCUCAAUUAAUUGGGUUAAGAUGUUUGCAAGCUGCCGGGAUUGCUCCAGUAAUUGCUAUCAAUAGUGGUAUUGCUGGGGAUAUUACAACCAGGAGAGAAAGAGGUAGUUAUAUCGGUUAUGUUUCAGGGUUUGUUGUUAUUGGUUCUGCUUUUGGUGCUUUGAUCGGUGCAGGUUUAUCCUCAACAUGGGACUGGAGAGCUAUUUUUUGGUUUUUGGCAAUUGGUUCAGGUGUCUGCGUUAUCUACUCAAUUAUUUUAUUUCCAGAAACAAAAAGAUCAAUUGUCGGUAACGGAUCAAUUGCUCCAAAAUCUAUACUUAAUAAAUGUGUUAUAUUGAGUAUACCAGCUGUAAGAAGAAAAUGGCAUUUAGAUAAACCAGAAUAUAAUACAUUAGAACCUCCAAAGAAAUCCAAAGCUUUUCCUAUUUUUGAAAUCCUAAAACACAAAGAAAUGAUUAUAUUACUAAUAGUUGCAGGUUUACAAUUCUCUAUGUGGACAACACACCAGACCAGUUUAACAACCGUAUUAAGCAAAAGAUACAAUCUAACUGUUGCUAAAAUUGGUUUAUGUUUCUUACCUACAGGUAUAUGUACCAUGAUUAGUGUUAUUACUUGUGGUAAAUUUCUAAACUACGCUUAUAAAAAGGACAUUGCAAAGUACGAGUUGUGGAUAAAAGAUCAAAGAGAAAUACUACUUCAGGAAAAUAAUGAAGAUGAGGAUAAGGUAGAUGAAAUAAUUUUUAAUGAUCCAAAAUAUACCUUUAAUAUCUGCAGAUCUAGAUUGAAACCAGCUUUCGUAACAUUAUUCCUAAGUAGUUGUGGUUUUAUCGCAUUUGGAUGGUGUAUUGAAAAGAGAGUACCUUUGGCUGCUGUGCUAGUGACAAGUGGGUUUUCUUCAUUGUUUAGCAACUGUAUCUUGACAAUGUCCACUACUGUUUGCGUUGACUUGUUCCCUAGUAUUUCCACAACCGCUACUGGUUGUUUGAAUUUAUUUAGAUGUUCCAUGUCUGCAAUUUUAAUCGCAUGUCUAAGCAAAAUGGUUAGCAAAAUGAACUACGGUGGUGUUUUUACAUUUUUAGGAGCACUAACGGGUGUUUCCUCAUUUUUGCUACUAAUAACUGUUAGAAAUGGCAAAGAGCUAACUUUCUACAGAAAUAAACUAAAUUAUAAUUGA
Messenger RNA from Tetrapisispora phaffii CBS 4417, 1809 nucleotides. It is a transcript of the gene QDR2, whose product is annotated as cation transporter. Bases 1 to 1809 code for a protein of 602 amino acids. The transcript has a single exon. Gene Ontology annotation, molecular function: transmembrane transporter activity. The record is from RefSeq and is a predicted model, not a curated record. Gene Ontology annotation, biological process: transmembrane transport. NCBI's taxonomy places the organism in Eukaryota, Fungi, Ascomycota, Saccharomycetes, Saccharomycetales, Saccharomycetaceae.